AUGGCAGAACAUGCUGCAAAGCAGGGAGUGAAUACGCCCCAAUAUAUGCCGACGCCGGCAACAUGGUAUGCAUGGUAUUUGGUGUGUGAAACUUUUCACCCCACGGGGAAAAAGGACUUGGCCAGCCUAUGCCUCGUCUCAAAGGCCAUGAAGAAUCUGGCAAGUCCUUUUCUAUAUCGAUCUAUCACAGUUGAGAUAUGUGGAGAUCAUCUCGUGGAAGACAGGAGGGGCCUCAUACAACGGCUAUUUCACAAAUCCAAUGAGUCACCACGGGGCCUUGUUCAAGAGAUUAUCGUCAAAUGUUAUGACGAGGGUGAUUUCGAGAAGGUCGGUUCCAGGACUUUAUCAAAACUCUUGAAACGUCUUGAGCAUCUACGACGAGUAAAGUUCGAGAUGCCCUGCGAUUUCAGAAGAUCGUAUGUGACAAGAAUUGAAGCGCAUCCCAACAAGCCCGAGUUACAGCUUCUCAAACAGGACAGUCUCAGUGUUUGUCCGCGCUCAAUCCCUGCCGUGACUGUCCUCAAUCUUGAAGAUGAGGUAUUCUGCCGCCUAUAUCAGGGAAGCUUUCUGAACCACCUUACUUCCUUUCCCAAUUUGACAUCCUGUGCUUGGGCACCUAAUUGCUUGCCUGACAAGCCCGAUGCCAAUAAAACAGCAUCUUCUUGCGCAAGCAGCAAGUUGGAUGCACAAUUUACUUUCCCUCCCAUUCAACACCUCGCCCUUGAUCGGUACUUUCUCGAUAGCGAGAUGUCGCCUGGGCUUCUGGAUCGUUUCCAGUGGCCAAAAGUCACGUCUCUCGAGCUUGGUUCAGACUGGGAAACUGCAUGUGCGAACCUACGGCUAUUGACAGGACGCAUGAUCAAUUUAAGACGACUCAAGAUCACCAGGAAUGGUCCGCAGAAAUAUGCAGAGCCAUGUGCAGCUCUCGAGGAGUUCUUGAAGUCCUUUGACACCUUAAUAGACCUGGAGCUCAUCGGGUGUUUCGUUCCAUUCGACGCGAUCGCCCGGCAUACUUGGUUGGUUAGUCUCAUAGUUCAUACACCUGAGGCAUGGAACGGCAACUAUCCCCGUAACAUGGCGGGAAAUAUGGACUUGAUCUCAUUGGAUGCAUGCUGUCCGCGCUUGGAACAUCUGAAGCUGGAUGCUGAGCGAAAUCCCGAAACCGGAGAAUGGCCCUGGGAAUUUAUAGACACACUCGCCAGCGGUUUCUCAACUAUGAGGACCUUGGUCCUUAAUUUCAUGCUUGGUAACGGCGGAGUCCCGAUACGGAGGGAACAUGACCCUGCUUUCCUUGAACCCUACUUAACAACCAAGGAGGCCACAGCGAUUGGAUGUCGAUUCUAUGCAAACCGGCAUCGAUUAUUCAAUCGAGAUCAAAAAAGCCUCAACAUCGGGAUGGGAAAUCUCCAAAGACUCACUUUGACCAACGCGAAUAAAAAUCCCCGGAUGCGUCCUAGGGCAACUUAUCACGCCAGAAGCUCCUGGUUAAACAUAUCAUUUCCCAAUACUUCGACCUUUGGCAUUGUUCCACCCAUCACAGUAGGUGAUAUGCCUGGAGUGAUUCACGUCGAAAGGCAAGAGGCAGAGAAACUCCAUUGGAUGCAUCCCCCGCGGGCGGGCCUCCUCACUUUGGAACACAUAAUCCGAUGUGGCGAGGAGGGGCCCUUGGACCUUAACCCAUACGGCCGAAGUAGGGGUAAGACUUGCAACCGUGCUCGAAGAUCAAGACCUAUACGCCAAUCUGCUAGGUUGGCCGCGAUGAGGGGAGAGUCCUAG
Molecule: messenger RNA, 1776 nt
Organism: Penicillium olsonii
Lineage: Eukaryota; Fungi; Ascomycota; Eurotiomycetes; Eurotiales; Aspergillaceae
Source: the annotation of a GenBank genome assembly